This is a messenger RNA of Lodderomyces orthopsilosis Co 90-125, 2175 nucleotides long. RefSeq names its product transcription factor BCR1 (gene BCR1). Gene Ontology annotation, biological process: regulation of transcription by RNA polymerase II. Lineage: Eukaryota; Fungi; Ascomycota; Pichiomycetes; Serinales; Debaryomycetaceae. The transcript has a single exon. Gene Ontology annotation, molecular function: DNA-binding transcription factor activity, RNA polymerase II-specific; RNA polymerase II cis-regulatory region sequence-specific DNA binding. Gene Ontology annotation, cellular component: chromatin. The record is from RefSeq and is a predicted model, not a curated record. The coding region runs from base 1 to 2175 and encodes 724 amino acids.
AUGAAUUCAAUACAGUCAUCCCUGUCUCCUCGACAACAGCUGCAAAUGCAACAACAACAGCAACAACAUCUACCACAGCCACAUUUACCCGGAAUAACUUCAUUGCCCCCAAUAUCGGCUCAUCAUCACUCAUCCCAUCGUCCAUUUAAUUCCCUGCAACUGCCUCAACAACAAUACCCACAAUCGCAACGAUCGCAAUUGAAUUCAACACUACCUCCUCCGCCUAUAAUAUCUUCACAACACCACUAUCCUUUACCUUCUUUAAGGGCACCACCACCACUCACUAGUAAUGUCAACAACAUCGCCAACAACAACAACAACAACAACAACAACAACAACAACAACAAUAGUAACAACACUAAUAACAAUGCCAGUGCCUUAUCUUCAUUUCCACAAUUGACACCAACUGUAACCAAUGCCACCCAUUCAACUGUAUCUACUAUAUCAACCAUUUCAUCCUCCUCAUCAACAGAAUCGGCAGCAUCGUCAUCUUCAAACAAUACCAAUGGUUCAAAACCCAAAAGUAAACGAUCGAGUAAAGGAAGAGUAUUUCAAUGUACUGGAUAUCCUGGUUGUAAUAUGUCAUUUACUCGAAGUGAACAUUUGGCAAGACACAAGAGAAAACACACUGGUGAACGACCUUUUACGUGUCCUUAUUGUUCGAAAAAUUUCAGUAGGUUGGAUAACCUACGUCAACAUAAACAAACAGUUCAUGCUUAUGAGACUUAUUUAACCAAAGACAAGAGUGAUAGUAAAUUAUUGAUUGAACGAUCAAAAAUGAAAAAGAAGUUAAAACAAAGUGAACAAAAGAAACAACAUGAGGCAAGUUUGCAGCAACUGCAACUGCAACUGCAACAACGACAACCACAAUACACCUAUGGACAAAAUUCACCACUUCCAACUUCACAAAAUUCAAUUCCUUCAUUCAAUCAAUCUCAUUAUGGUAAUCAAAUGUAUAUGUCUGGUAACUAUCCUAUUCAAGGACAGCAACAACAACAACAACAACAACAACAACCAUCCUUACCCCAAGCUCAAACAUUUACAAGUCAGGUGCCAAUGCCGGGUGGAUAUAUGAAUGGACAGUAUCUGGUUCCAUUACAGCAAUCACAUCUGCAACUGCAUCUACAACAGUCUCAAUUUGCACAACAUUCGCCUGAUGGUCAACAACUGAUGUCACAAUCAACAUAUCACAAACCAUUACCCCCAUUGCCUCACCAAGUUGAUCAACUGCAAAGUUUGCAACAAACUACGUUGCCUCCUAUACAGAGGAAUUCAUAUGAGCAGCAACAGCAGCAGCAGCAGCACUCCCCUCCUCAGAGUAAUACAACUGUCUCCUCUGUUGAAUUGAAACUACCUACACAUACAUUCAAACCAAAAAAGAGACCACAGCCAUUAUCACUACAUCAUUCAACAUAUGAAAGUGACGAAGAUGUGGAUCUCAUGAAUGAUGAAAUCAAACUGGCACAAGUACCAGUUCCAAGAUCAGCAAUGAGUGAAGUACAUCCUGUUUCUUCUCAUAGUACAAUUAGUGGGUUAAAGAAUAUCGGUGCUAGUUUUCCACCGCCUCCUAAAUCUGCAUCAUCAGUUGCAUCAUCAACACCUAAUUUAGUAAGUCCAUUAUCACCAAUGUUUCAUAUGUCAUUUGGGUCAAAUAGUAGGACUCCAUUGUCAAUGCAACAACAACAGCUGCAGCUGCAACUGCAACAUCUGCAAAGUUCAUUAUCAGUACCUCAUCCCAGGGCAUCUUCAAUGGCCAACACUAAUGGUACAAUGAAAUCACCCUUGUCACAACAAUUUCCCCUGACCUCAACACCAACAACUCAAACACAUGAACAUAGUCGUCCCGAUAUUAUUCAUAAUGGUAACGGAACACCCAGCUUACCAUCCAUAAAAAAUCUACCAAUACCAGGUAAUUCCCUCUCAUCCAAUGGAACCACCAAUAUGAAUACGAGUACAAGUGAUGGAGAAAUGAGAGAUGUUAGAGAUACCAAUGGACAUAGCAUUGGUAGUGUGGGAAGUUUGAUACAUAACGAUGAAAGUACCAAUGUUACAAAUACUACAGAUGUUACCACUACAAGUACUGUGAAUACAACAGUGGGUGAUUCUGCCUCUUCGUCAACAGGCAAAAGCAAUUGGUUGAAAGGGGUAUUGAAUAAUGAAGAAAAAAGACAAUAG